Molecule: messenger RNA, 911 nt
Organism: Symbiodinium sp. CCMP2456
Lineage: Eukaryota; Dinophyceae; Suessiales; Symbiodiniaceae
Source: the annotation of a GenBank genome assembly
AUGGAGGUGUGUGCUCAACCGGUUCAACCCCCUCGACAAUUGACAAACGUCGCCGCCUACCUUGCCGACCUGUCAGUACAGGCUGACAAUCUCGUGAGCCUCUUGCACGAGAUUCAACAGACCGACCUUCAAACAGAAUCAGGAGGACAUGGUUACCAUUGUCUCGUUCCACCGAACCAGUUCUUUCCGUCAUCACAAGCUGGCACUCGCCCGGGCUCUUUUCGACCAUUUCACCAAGCCGGUGCAGGAGCUCUCGACUCGGCAGUCGCUGUCGCGUGCCCCCCGCCUGGCGAGUUUGUUCAGUCGCCACAGGCUGAGAAUCUCGCAACCUGUCUGCGCCUUCAGACAGAUCGUCCAUCGAGUUCAGUAGCCCCGGGAUCCGAUUUCGCCAAUGCGCGCAGCUUUCCUGGCCAGGCCUUUCAGUGUGCAGGGGCCAACUUUCGGCCGGGACAGCCGAUGGCACCAGGAAGAUGGUUGAAUCCGCAAGGUUCCGGCUAUGCAGCGCAGCCUGCGGUGCAGAUUGCGACUCACCCAAAGCCUUCAUCCCGAGACGCCGGCUGCACGGAGCAGAAAGUUCAGGAGAUCUCUGAGCCCAACGUGCCCGCGCCUCCUGCUCGUUCAAAGGGCUCCCAUGAACUCGGCCUCUGCGAGCGCUACAACGCCGGCUCUCUCGGACACCCUGAGCUCUGUCGGAAGCCCUGCCUGUUCCAUGAGAGGGGCGAAUGUGACAACGGCGCUGCUUGCGGAUAUUGUCACUUCCCACAUCUGAGGCGACCAGCAGUGCCCGACAGAUGUCAGCGAAAUUUGAUUCGCAGACUAAGCCUGCCACAGCUCCUUGUUUGCGUGGUGCCGCAUGUUCGCACCCGUGCAAGCAAAGCUGGGCUUGCCGCAGCUGUGUCCGCGGUUAUAGA